AUGUCGAAGCAACUGCCGAGCACCCAAAGAGAUGUGGAGGCUCUUAUCCGUCCCUCAAAAUGCCCCGAGGGUAAUCGGUUUAAUGUGAGGAAUUUGGCACAGUUUAUUGCUACCGCAGGUUUGCUAGCCACUGGGUACCGGUACCUUUGGCUCCCAUGGGCGCAUCCGAUUAACUAUCGUAUUGGAGCUUCCAAUGGCGAAGCAACCAGCAGAGAAAAUCGGUUGGAAGACUUUCAACAAUGUGCCAUUAAGAACCUUUUAGAUACCGGCUUGCCCUUCUUAGAGAACGCAUCUCCAAUCACAACCUCCGAUUUCCAGGAGCGUCGAGACCGGCUAGCGCAAGCGCUGGUGGCCGAGGACGUUGAUGCCUUCGUAGUGGAGCCUGGAUACACCUUUAAAUACUAUGGCAAUGUGAGCCAGCCAGAAUGGGAAGUUUGGGAGCCAGAAGAGCGUCCCUUCCUGAUGGUUGUUCGUCCAGUCCUGGACCAGACCACAGGCCAAGUAAAGGCAAACACGACAUUUCUCUGCCCGUCAUUUGAAGCCGAACGAGCGCGGUUGUUAGGCAUGCCGUUCACGGAAGAUAUUCAAAUUGUCCCAUGGGAGGAGCAUUGGGAUCCGUACGAUACACUUCACCAGUCCGACGUGUUUCUUGGCGUCAGUCGUGUGCCACGAUUGAUGGUCGACGAGGAAAUGCGAGACUUCAUCCAACGGGGCCUUGGGUCAGGGGGCUUUGAUGUAGUCGGGUUGCGCGGUCGUGUCGAAGAGGUCCGACAGAUUAAAACUGCCCGCGAGAUCGAGAUUCUGCGUGCAGUCAACACGGGUACCGUCGAAGCUGUGAGGCAGAUGAGGAAAUGUCUCUAUCCCGGGUUGACCGAGAAUGAAAUAGCCACCGUGCUUGAUAAUGCACUGCGAGCAGCUGGCAUGGAGCCAUUCUUCGACAUUGUACUCUUUGAUGAGAAUGCAUCAAACCCGCAUGGUGGAACAGACGGGGAAAAGGUUCUAGAGGCAGAAACCUUUGUUCUAAUUGACGUCGGGUUGGUCUGCCUAGGCUCAUCUUUACGGGUAUUCCUCGGAUAUCUGUCGUACUUUCUUCCCCCUUUCCUUGAAAAGCCGGCGGAAGAUGCAACUUUAUCCCCAAAAUUGAAGGAGAAGCUCAAGGUUUGGGAUAUUGUGUUCGAAGCCCAAACCCAAUCAAUCCACCAGAUGAGAGAAAACUCGACAGCGGCCAGUGUCGAUAUUGCUGCUCGCCAAGUGAUCACUGAAGCUGGAUAUGGCGGAACAUUCACGCAUAGAGUCGGUCAUGGAAUUGGAAUUAAAGCCCACGAAAGUCCAUAUCUUAACAAAGGCAAUCAUGGUACUCUUCUCAAAACAGGGAUGACGUUCACAUCGGAGCCCGGUAUCUACUUGGUUGAUAAGUUUGGCGUGCGACACGAGGAUAUACUGCUUGUCCAGGGAAAUGAAGAGCCACAACUUCUGACGGGAACCCGAGCUCAAGGGCCUUGGGAUCCCUGA
Messenger RNA from Penicillium cataractarum, 1512 nucleotides. RefSeq lists its product as uncharacterized. The record is from RefSeq and is a predicted model, not a curated record. The transcript is spliced from 7 exons. Lineage: Eukaryota; Fungi; Ascomycota; Eurotiomycetes; Eurotiales; Aspergillaceae. The coding region runs from base 1 to 1512 and encodes 503 amino acids.